Messenger RNA from Hippoglossus stenolepis (Pacific halibut), 4838 nucleotides. RefSeq names its product tetratricopeptide repeat domain 7B (gene ttc7b). The record is from RefSeq and is a predicted model, not a curated record. Gene Ontology annotation, molecular function: protein binding. The coding region runs from base 185 to 3094 and encodes 969 amino acids. Gene Ontology annotation, biological process: phosphatidylinositol phosphate biosynthetic process; protein localization to plasma membrane. Lineage: Eukaryota; Metazoa; Chordata; Actinopteri; Pleuronectiformes; Pleuronectidae. The transcript has 23 exons. Gene Ontology annotation, cellular component: plasma membrane.
CUCACUGGGAUAAAACAGUUAAAUCAGCCAUUGUAUGACAACAGCUGCUUCUGUCAUUGUGUUUUUAGCCACUGGUAACCUCGGCUUUAUUUCGAAAGUACUAACCGGAAGAUAAAGGUUAGCUUUACAGCAGUGGGGCAGGAUCCUCUCCGGUGUUUUGGUCCAGUCCACCGAGCUCACGACAAUGACAGCGAGGAAGUCUGGCUCCCGCCUGGAGACGGAGAUCGAGCGGUGCCGCUCAGAGGGACAAUGGGACAAGAUACCGGAGCUAGUGCGGCAGCUCUCGGCCAAGCUCAUAUCAAACGAUGACCUUGGGGAGCUGUUGCUGGGAGAAUGCAAGCUUCAGACGUACUUGAAGGAGAAUCCCAUCAAACAGGGAUCCAGUCCCCGGGGCCCACGACCAAAACUGGUGGAGGUCAGGAAACACCUCACUGCUGCUCUGGACAGAGGGAACCUCAAGGCCGACUACCUCCAGGAGGCUAGCCUGCUGAUGGCUAAACUCUGCUAUGUUGAGGGAGAAUACAGAGACGCUUUAGGUCACUACAGCAGAGUAUAUAUGGACGACAUGCAGCUGCCGGGAGCUCCUGUGUAUAGACUUUCCAUGAUAGCAGAGGCUUAUGCUACUAAAGGACUGUGUCUAGAGAAGGUCCCAGCUGCUUCUCCGUCUCUGUCCAACAAGAACACUGGCUCUCCAUCUUCUAACAGGAGCACAACAGACAGAGACCAAGAAAUCAUCACAUGCUAUGAAAAGUCUGGAGACAUCGCUCUUCUGUACCUGCAGGAGGCUGAAAAGGCCUUGUCAGCAGGGAUUCAGAAUCGCAGCCCAAAACCCGGGCCGACGGCCCAGGACCAGGAGCUGGGCUACUUCCUGGAGACGGGCCUGCAGAGGGCCCACGUCAUCCACUUCAAGAAUGGUAACCUCACAAAAGGUGUUGGCCGGUUUCGAGAGAUUCUUCGGGCUGUUGAGACCAGAACCACACAGAACCUGCGCAUGACCAUAGCCAGACAGCUUGCAGAGAUCUUGCUCAGAGGAAUGUGUGAACAGAGUUACUGGUCCCCUCUGGAAGACCCGCCCACGGUGUCACCAUUGGACGAUCCAACGCGGCAAGGACACACUCACAGCAAGAACUACAACCUAAGCCGACGCCCACGAGUGUACUCAGGAGAGAAUUUGUUUUGCCCUCAGGAGAAUACAGAAGAAGCAUUGCUGCUGCUGCUCAUCAGUGAGUCCAUGGCUAACCGUGAUGCCGUCUUGAGCAGAAUUCCUGAACACAACAAUGAUCGUAUCAUCAGCCUACAGUCUGCGUCUGUGGUGUACGACCUGCUGACUAUAGCUCUGGGGAGGAGGGGGCAGUACGAGAUGCUGUCAGAGUGUUUGGAGAGGGCCAUGAAGUUUGCCUUUGAAGAGUUCCAUUUGUGGUACCAGCUCGCCUUGUCACUAAUGGCAGCUGGCAAAUCUGCUCGUGCUGUUAAGGUCCUAAAGGAGUGUAUUCGUCUAAAGCCUGACGACCCCACCAUCCCUCUGCUGGCUGUCAAACUGUGUAUCGGAGCCCUGCACUGGCUGGAUGACGGUGAGUGCUUUGCUAAGAUGGUGAUUGACAUGGGGGAGAAAGCGGCUGAGUUCAGAGCCAAAGGCUUCUUGGCCAUUGGGCUGGUUUACAGCCUUAAAGCCACUGAUGCCUCCUUACGAAGCAUGCAGGAGGACUACCAGAGGAAAGCUUUGGGUGCCUUCCAGAGAGCUCAGAGUCUGUCUCCAACUGACCACCUCGCAGCCUUCUACUUGGCACUGCAGCUUGCUGUGUCCAGACAGAUCCCUGAGGCACUGGGGUAUGUUCGCCAGGCGUUGCAGCUUCAAGGGGAUGAUGUCCACUCCCUUCAUCUGCUGGCCCUGCUGCUCUCUGCUCAGAAACACUACCACGACGGUCUCAAUAUUAUAGAGAUGGCCCUGUCCGAGUAUCCGGAGAACUUCAAUCUACUGUAUACCAAGGUGAAACUUGAGUCGAUGUGCAGAGGACCAGAGGAAGCUCUGCUCACCUGUAAACACAUGCUGCAAAUCUGGAAGAGCUUUUACAACCUUACCAACCCCAGUGAUUCAGGGCGUGGCAGCAGUUUGCUGGAUAGAGCCAUGGCAGACAGACGACAGCUCAACGCCAUGACUCUUCCUGACUUCAGUGACCCUGAGACUGCUUCUUCCUCUUCUCACUCUGGUUCUGAAGCAGUAUCCCCCACUUCCCCAUCCACCAUUUCCACCUUCUCAUCUCCGCUACCCUCCCCUUUCUUUCCUUCCUCCCCUUCCUCCCCUUCCUCCCCUUCCUCCCCUGUGUUCAUCCUCCAGCCUCCUCCACCACCCAAAAACCCACGCUUCCUCCCGCCUCUUCCACCUCAUCCCCCCCCUCCUCCACCUCUUCCCACAUCCACCAAGACCAGGACUCACUCGUUUUGCAACCACGCGACACUUCGCCAUCUUUCCUCCAACUACGGCCUUCACGACGCUAACAUUCUUGGUUUUUCCUCCAUGUUUUCUGUUUGUUCGGUGCACGCUACUUCCAUAGCAGCCAGUCGUGUAGAGCAGGCUCUGUCUGAGGUGGCCUCCUCCCUGCAGAGCAGCGCCCCCAAACAUGGGCCGCUCCACCCCUGGAUGACCCUGGCUCAGAUCUGGCUGCAUGCAGCCGAGGUGUACAUCAGCAUGUCGAAGCCUGCCGAGGCAUCAGCGUGCACCCAGGAAGCCUCCAACCUCUUCCCCACAUCCCAUAAUGUGCUGUACACGAGGGGGCAGAUAGCCGAGCUGAGGGGCAACAUAGACGAGGCAAAACGCUGGUAUGAGGAGGCCCUGUCCAUCAACCCGACACAUGUCAAGACCAUGCAGAGACUGGGUCUGAUUCUCCAACAGCUGCAGCGCUACAGUCUGUCUGAGAAAGUCCUGAGGGACGCUGUGCAGGUCAACAGUACGGCUCAUGAUGUGUGGAACAGUCUGGGUGAGGUGUUGCAGGCUCAGGGAAACGCUGCUGCUGCCACUGAGUGUUUCCUCACCGCCUUGGAGCUGGAGGCCAGCAGCCCCAUUCUGCCCUUCACCAUCAUACCCAGAGCUCUAUGAGACACACACACACACACAGCAUGCCUGGAUGCAACUUACACACAAUUGCAUAAGGUGUUACUGCCAUACCCUCAGAGAUACACACACUGACACACACCAUAGAAAUGCAAAUAAUACAUAUGAACAUUCAUACACGCUUCUCCCUACCCACCCUUCCCAUAAUGCCUUGCUGUGGCUGUGACUCUUGUGUGUGGGAGUAAGUCUGUGCCGAUACAUUGCUCGUUUAUGUCAGUCUGCACUUUUGGUGUGCCUGUUUGUGUCUGUGCACGUACACCCAUGUUUGUGUAUGUGCGGCAACAUGACGUCUGUGCAUAUUCUGUGUGUGUGUUUGUUUUUUGUCCUGUUCACAGAUGUAAAUAUGUUUCAAUUCAAUUCAUUACUGUGACAUUGUUAGCAUUCGCAAACCUUAAAGUUUACAUUUUGUUUACAUGUUAUUAAGUACCAAAACAAACACACACACACACAAUUUCAUGGUCCUUUCACACACUGAGGGAAGAUCUAGAAAAUUUUACAAAAAUUGCUUAUGGGCAGUUAAAUAGUUCUAUUAAUGUUUCCUUUAUAGGCCAAAUGUAACUGGUAAUCUCGUUGACUCUGAAAACACACACACACACACACACACACACACACACAACACACACACACACACACACACACAUUCACCUCUUGCUGCAGAGAAUUGUUACUGUGGGGAAUCACUGACAUUGAAGGAGGAGACGUGCGCGUAAAGUUUUCACUUUCUGACUGAGUGUAAGAUGAUAACACAAAAAUAUGUGACUGCAGUAAAUAGAAAGCCAGCUGCCAUUAGCCUAUGUUAGCAUAAAGGCUUUCUCCACUUUCUGUAAUAAAAUGCACUCACCAGUAUCUCUACAGCUCACUAAUUAACAUGUUCUGUGUUGUGUAAUCUGAACAGAAUCAUGUUUAAACAACAACAUACAGAUUGUGCGACCUCUCCUACAUUUGUCUUUCGCUGCAUUUUCUCUGUCUGCCUCUUCACUGAGUAACAGUGGAAAACAUGCUCAUUAAUGAACUGUAAAGAUGAUGGUAGGUGGAUGUUGCUCAUCUAGGGUAAUCAAAGCUAAACCAAUAAGCUCCUAGCGUUAUAUUUAGUCAACAGACAUGCGAGUGUUCGUCUCAUCAAGAGCAACGAGAUCGAUUUCUCAAAAAUGUCUAUUGUUUUAAAAAUCAUCUAUUGCUGUAGAGUGAUUCCAUUUCCACAUUAAUAAGGAUUUUUAAUGAUUGCAAUCUGUUUGGAAAAGCUGAGUGUCACACACAUAAGAGCAGACACCAGUCAGUUUCAUAUAAACUGCAGCUCCUGUCAAACAUUUCUAUUUUUACUCGAGGAAAUCUACUCCACUCACAGCACAAAAUCAUGAGUCUGAUUUUGUGUUGUGCGUAAACGCAGCCCCAGUGACUGUGUUGUGUCUUUGCCCUGUCGCACAAUCACGCUAAAUACAACCAGAGGAAUAUAGCUUUUUUAAUUUUUAAUUGUUUGAAGAUAAAUACACAGAGUUAUCAUUGUACAUUUGAUUGUUCCAAGUGUAAUAUUACUGUUAUUAUUUCAGAGAGUAAAUUAUAAUUCUAUUUUCUGGAGAGCGAUGUUGCUGAGGUGCUGUGGGAGGAGAGGAAGGAUGAGCUGAUUCAGUUUGUUCAUAUGAGCCCUGUCAGUGAGUCCUUAGUGCUGUAAAUGAAUGACUGAUAUAAGAAUGAUAUCAAUGAAUCAGAGAAUAAAAUUGGUUAAAAACAA